This is a messenger RNA of Papaver somniferum (opium poppy), 2491 nucleotides long. RefSeq names its product O-fucosyltransferase 29-like. Lineage: Eukaryota; Viridiplantae; Streptophyta; Magnoliopsida; Ranunculales; Papaveraceae. Bases 253 to 1971 code for a protein of 572 amino acids. The record is from RefSeq and is a predicted model, not a curated record. The transcript has 9 exons.
GUAUGGAUUUUUUUGUUUGAAAGUGGGGAGUUGAGUUGAGUUGAGUUGGAGUGAGGAGGAGGAGUCAUGAGAUCUUUCUCUUUUUCAGUUGGAAUUGAAAUUAAAGUCAUUUCUUAGUUUAUUUCUCAAUCAACCAACAAAAUCAGAUUCAGCAGCAGCAGUAGUAAAUCCUACUAAAAGUAGUUGUUGUUGAUACCUGCAUUUAUUAUUAUGUAGAUGAUGAUGAUGAUUGUGAUGAUUCCAUGAGUGAUUAUGAGAUUAAUUAGAGGAGUUGCAUUUACCUGGAAUUUGAUGGGAGGUGGAGUAGAUUUGAAGGGGAAUAACAAUAAUCAGCAGCAGCAGAAGAAUUGGUGUUGUUGGUGUUGCUGUUGUUGCUUUUGGAGAUUUGAUAAUCAUAAUAAUCAACAUCAUCAGUUGAAUAGGAAGAAAUCGUUAACAAAAUCAACAUCAUCAGCAGGAGUAAUUCUUCAUAUGUGGAAUCGUUCAUCAUUCAUAUGUGGAUUAAUGUUAUUUGCAUUAGGUUUAAUAUCAUUAUUCACUGGACAUGUUGCUUCUCAUUUGGAUUAUUACUCUAAUCGUUUCAUCAAAGGAACUUCUCUUUUUAACAACCGAAACAGCAACCAAUUGGAUAAAAGUCGUCGGAGUGCACCAGUUGAUAUUUGGAAAUCACAGUCUUCCAAGUUUUAUACUGGAUGUAGUAAUAGAGGGUCUCAUUUCCCUCGUGCUGUCAGUGAGCGCAAGUCGAAUGGCUACUUGCUUAUUGCAACCAGUGGAGGGCUAAACCAACAAAGAACGGGGAUAACCGACGCUGUGGUUGUUGCAAGAAUUCUUAAUGCCACAUUGGUUGUACCUGAACUGGACCAUCAUUCCUUCUGGAAAGAUGAUAGUGACUUUCGCAACAUUUUUGACGUCAAUUGGUUCAUCUCCUAUCUAGCGAAGGAUGUCACAAUUAUCAAAAGAAUACCUGAUAAAGUAAUGAGAUCAAUGGAUAAACCUCCAUACACGAUGCGUGUUCCCAGGAAAUCCACUCCUGAGUAUUACCUGGAUCAAGUUCUGCCGAUACUUGUGAGGAGACGUGCUCUUCAGUUGACAAAGUUCGACUACCGGCUUGCCAACAGUAUUGAUGACGAGCUACAAAAGCUUCGUUGCCGGGUUAAUUAUCAUGCAUUGAGGUUUACAAAACCUAUAGAAGAACUUGGUAAAAAAGUGGUGAUGAAAAUGCGAAAGAUGUCUGAUCGUUUUAUUGCCGUUCACUUGAGGUUUGAACCCGACAUGCUAGCCUUUUCUGGUUGUUACUAUGGAGGAGGUGAUAAAGAGAGAAAUGAACUGGGUGCAAUCAGGAAGCGUUGGGAAACACUGCCUGAAUUGAGCCCUGAGGGAGAGCGAAGACGUGGAAAAUGUCCUCUCACUCCUCAUGAAGUAGGUUUAAUGCUGCGGGCUCUUGGUUUCAAAAACGAUUCUUAUCUCUAUGUUGCAUCAGGAGAAAUAUAUGGUGGAGAGGAGACUCUGCGACCUCUUAGAGAGCUUUUCCCCAAUUUUUAUACUAAGGAGAUGCUUGUUAACGACGAGUUGAAACCAUUUUUGCGUUUCUCAUCUCGCCUCGCCUCCAUUGACUAUAUUGUCUGUGACGAAAGCGAUGUAUUUGUCACGAAUAAUAAUGGAAAUAUGGCCAAGAUACUUGCAGGUCGAAGGAGGUAUAUGGGGCACAAGAGAACCAUCAGGCCAAAUGCAAAGAAACUGAGCUCGGUAUUCAUGACCCGAAAUGAGACGGAUUGGGAUACAUUUGCCAGGAAAGUAAGAUCAAGCCAGAUAGAUUUUCUCGGAGAGCCUGAGGAGAUGAGACCAGGAAGGGGUGAGUUUCACGAAUUCCCAACAUCAUGUGUCUGCAAGAAAGACAUCAGUAACAGCAAAGAUGAUCCGGAACCCAGUACCUUAAACUCAAAAGAAUGGAAAGAAUGGAGACGAGGAUAAGAAAGUUAAAAAGAAGACUGGAAUUGAUAGAGAAAUUGGCGAAAGUGUCGGCCGAAUAGCUAACAAAUCCUCUCCGGGGGGUAAAAAUUACCCCAAUUGAAAUCAUCACCAAGCAUAACAAAUAGAAGACAUUAUCAGUAGGUAACUUUGUUUUUGUUUGAUUCCCAUCACUUGGCACCACUGAAAUGAGUGCGGAAGCCAUGGUGUUGGCAAAAUGGGGGGACUGGGGAGGUAGAUUUAGGCUUUUAUUUCUGUAGUGAAUGCUUUUUUCAGUGAGCCUACAAGAGCACGAGAAAAGUAGUUGGGUGGGGUUUGGGAUUGUGUGUAUAUAAAGAGGGGAGGGUGGACGCACUGACUGCAGUUGAUUAGCUAGCAUCAAUGAAUUUCUGUUUUAUCAAGGUACAACACAGUAGGCUCUUCUUCUGUAUUGUCAACGUGUGAUCUGGCCCUCUCUUACUCUAUGUUGUUGAAUGAAAUGAAAUUUUAGAUGUCUGCCACAAGGGGGGCUGGUUUUCUCCAA